This is a messenger RNA of Phialemonium atrogriseum, 1050 nucleotides long. RefSeq lists its product as uncharacterized. The record is from RefSeq and is a predicted model, not a curated record. NCBI's taxonomy places the organism in Eukaryota, Fungi, Ascomycota, Sordariomycetes, Cephalothecales, Cephalothecaceae. The transcript has 3 exons. The coding region runs from base 1 to 1050 and encodes 349 amino acids.
AUGCUGGAAGUCACUGAGCGCAUACGCUCACUGUACGAGCAGGGACUCCCAUUCUUCAAGAAGAGUGUGUUUCAAGAUCUCGUCCGCCAGCUUGACAACUGCCGCGCCAAUGAUCCGCCAGUCGAAGGUCAAAUAAUCUCUAUUCCAGCAGUUGAUGGGUCAGUCGUCGAAGUUGAGUUAGAGACUGGACUUGUUAUGCACCAUAUAGAUAAGGAGACCGAGUUAGUUGUAAUGGACCCAUAUCUAGACUACCGGACGUUUCAGCAUUUGACCAUCCAUGACGACCCUCUCUACUUCUCUCCACAUCUGGCUUACUGUCCAACACGCCUUAUUUACCCACUAAGAUCGCGUCGCAGCUCUACCAAGGAGAUCCUGGACCCCUGGAAGCCUCAAGCGUUAGAAGAAGUACAGGACGGCUUGGAUGCUGGGAUCAAAAUGUGGGAAGACAGCAAAGAUUGCAGGCAGCUCCAGUCACUAUUUAGAGCUGCAUCAGUGCCUAGCAUCAGCAAGGUUGUUGCGUUUGGCUGUUCAACAAUGGCGUUCAAAGUCGAUCAGAGAGGAACAUCAAUCACCCAGCAUGCCUUGAUUCUAACGAUGAGGGAUAUUGUCAAGCAGAUGACGAAAAGUCCAGAUAAGCCUGGGAUCCAAUGUUUUGCCCAGGAUCCAAUAUACACGGAGGUGGACAAGGAAGUGCUCAGAAGGAGCGGCAUAACAGUACUAGAAGACCCAAGAGCAUUCUUGGAGGUCGAUGACGAGACCGUCGUCGUAUCGUUCGCCCCGGACAUUCCCGUCCGACAGAUAAUCGCAGACAUCGCUCGGCCGGCUGUCCUGAUAUGGAACACUGUGUGGGAUGAAGACGAGGCCACUGCUUUCUGGCACGCAUUACAUCCAUCGUUCAACCCAGGAUGCGCUAACCGACUAACCCUGGCUAGCACCGAUCCCGAGUCGUCCCGCCUGAUCGAUAUGAUUCGAGAUCACUAUAGUGAACUCACCACUCUUGAGCCGAAGGAGAGAUUUACGGGUGCCACUGUAUAUAUCAGGCGUGACUGA